Molecule: messenger RNA, 2870 nt
Organism: Limulus polyphemus (Atlantic horseshoe crab)
Lineage: Eukaryota; Metazoa; Arthropoda; Merostomata; Xiphosura; Limulidae
Product: zinc finger protein 484-like
Exons: 1
Coding region: 583-1959 (458 amino acids)
Biological process (GO): regulation of transcription by RNA polymerase II
Cellular component (GO): nucleus
Molecular function (GO): RNA polymerase II cis-regulatory region sequence-specific DNA binding; DNA-binding transcription activator activity, RNA polymerase II-specific
Source: RefSeq, a predicted model, not a curated record
AAAGUGUGUGUAUGUCUAGAAUAACUUACAUAAGUAAUGAAUCAUUUGCAAAGUAAGUUACAUAGGAAAUGUGGUAUGCAUGGUAUAUUGGUGUUUUAAUCUGUACAUUUUGGCUUUACUAUUUCAUUGGAUGCCAUUUCAGUUUCUUUCAAAACAUAACUAGGUUCAAAAUAUUUGUAUAUGUAAAAUGAUUAUCAUUUUUACAACUUAUUUUGUUUGUUAAAACAACUAAAACCCCCAAAAACUUUCAAGAUAUUAAAGGAAAUAACAGCUUGUAGGGUAACCAACAUAAGAAAAGUGGGUCUAUCUCACUAGUCAUGUUUCCCUCCUUGGUUUAUGUAUAUUAAAAAAAAUGUUUAAUAAUUAUAUGCAUUUGUUUUACAUGUGUGUAGUGAUAUUCAAUACAAAUGGCUUUGUUUAUUUUACUCAAUUCAUUUUUGGUUUUAGAUACAAAGAAGUACAAGAAACACUUUGAUGAUCGUCAACUGAAAGAGUCUUCACAGGAUACGUAUUGAGGACAAUAUUUGUGUCAUAUGUGGUAAAAAAUUUGUAAGUGAAAGUAGUCUACACAGUCAUGAGAAGAUGCACACUGGAGAGAAACCAUACAGCUGUGUCGUAUGUGGUAAAAAAUUUGUAUGUGAAAGUAGUCUACACUGUCAUGAGAAGAUACACACUGGAGAGAAACCAUACAGUUGUCAAGUAUGUGGUAAAGAAUUGUUAAGUAAAGUUGGUCUAAAUAUUCAUGAAAAGAUACACACUGGGGAGAAACCAUACAGCUGUGUUGUAUGUGGUAAACAAUUUGUAAGUAAAAGCAACCUAAAGAGUCAUGACAAUAUACACACUGGAGAGAAACAAUACAGUUGUACAAUAUGUUUUAAAGAAUUUAUAAGUGAAAGGUACCUAAAGAAACAUGAGAAGAUACACACUGGAGACAAACCAUACAGUUGUGUUGUAUGUGGAAAACAAUUUCGAACACAAAGUGAACUUGAAAUACAUGAGAGGAUACACACUGGGGAAAAACCAUACAUUUGUGUUGUAUGUGGAAAACAAUUUAGGACAAAAUGUAAACUUGAAAUACAUGAGAAGAUACACACUGGGCAAAAACCAUACAGUUGUGUUGAAUGUGGAAAAGAAUUUCGAACAAAAACUGAACUUGGAAUACAUGCAGCGAUACACACUGGAGAGAAGCCAUACAGUUGUAUAGUAUGUGGUAAAGAAUUUGGAAGGAAAAGUAACUUAAAGAUUCAUGAGAGGUUACACACUGGGGAAAAACCUUACAUCUGUGUUAUAUGUGGAAAACACUUUGUAAGUAACAGUCACUUAAAAAGCCAUGAAAAGAUACACACUGGGGAGAAGCCGUACAGUUGUGUUGUAUGUGGAAAACAAUUUCGAACACAAAGCGAACUAAAAAUACACGAGUGGAUACACACAGAAGAAAAGCCAUAUAGUUGUGUUGUAUGUGGAAAAAAAUCUGUCAAUAAAAGUUACAUAAAAAGUCAUGAGAAGGUGCACACUGGGGAGAAACUACACAGUUGUGCAGUAUGUGGUAAAGAUUUUGUAAGUAAACAUAGCAUAAAAAUUCAUGAAAAGAUACACACUGGAGAGAAACCAUAUAGUUGUCUAGUAUGUGGUAAACAAUUUGCAAGUAAAAGUAACCUAAAAAUACAUGAGAAGGUACACACUGGUGAGAAACCAUACAGUUGUGUUGUAUGUGGAAAACAGUUUGCAAGUAAAAGUAAUCUGAAGUGUCAUGAGAAGAUACACACUGGGGAAAAACCAUAUAGCUGUGCAGUAUGUGGUAAAGAAUUUGUAAGUAAAGGUAACCUACAGAGUCAUGAAAAAGUACACACUGGGGAAAAACCAUACAGUUGUGUUAUAUGUGGAAAAAAAUUUGUGUCUAAAAAUUACAUAAAGAUUCAUGAAAAGUUACACACUAGGUUAAAAUAUGAAAUUGUGUAGUAAAUAUGUGGUAAAUAUUUUAUAGAUAAACUCACCUUAAAAGUCAUAAUAAAAUGCCACACUGAGAAGAAACUAGACAGUUAUUCUAUAUGUGGCAAAGAAUUUGAAGAACUUCUAACCUGAGAAUAAAUACUGUAAAGAAGCCAUAUAAUGUAGAAUAUGUGAAAAAGAUAUAGCAAAGAUCACACACUGGGGAGAAACUAUACAUUUAUGCAAUGUUUAACACUUGUUUUGAAGAACUUCUCCAUUAAAAAGCCUCACUUGGUGUGAAAAACUCCUCCAUUAAAAAGCCUUACUUGGUGUGAAGAACUUCUGAAGCUGUAUAGAACAAAAAUAUUUAAUUAAGUAUUAUCCAAAUUAGCAUCAGUGGAUACAGUAUCAGUAGAGUAUGAUUGAUGCAACCCACUCAGAUAGAUCAGAACUAAAAAUUAACCCUGUUAAUAAAGUAGUUGAUGUAAUAUUAUGGCUGAACUAAGAGUAUACAAUACCUAAAACAAUACUUUAGAAGAUCACUAUGCUCUGAUUCAUAAUUGAAUUUCAUUGCUGUUAUCAGUAUUUUCACCAUUUUCUUUGUAAGGAGAACCUACAGCUACAUAUUAUGUAGUAGAAAACGAGUAGUAAUUGUCACCUUUAGUCCAUUUUAAGUACAUAUUACUUUAUAUUGAAUAAUUUAUGUUUUGAAUUGCAUAUAAUUUUUAAUUGUCUGAUAAUUUUAUAAAAUAAUAUUAAAGUUACAAACACUAACGUUUCCCAUUAAAGCUUGUUCUUUAACAUUUCAAUAAGCACCUUCUAUUAUUUCAGAGACCUUUUAGUUUAAGAGUGCAUUGUACACCUGUUUUUAUAAGCUUCUCUACUAUUCUUCAUGUGUAAUGUUUUCACAUUCAGAAAAUAAAAUAAUUUUGUGAAUAUGA